AUGGAUUCAGAUGAAGAAUGGUUUGAAACGAUCAAUUCUCGUGAACCGUACAUUGUUCGCCCAAGAAGCAAUCUCCGAUCUCCAUUGUACCCAUCGGCGACUACGAGGGAAGAUGUUUUGAUUAAGGAUGGUCCGUUAACUGGUUUUGAUCAUCUUUCGAAUAUACGAAACUAUAUCUGGAAUCGCAACACACGACGAUUCUGUGCACGCGACGGUCUUGAAUGGGCGAAACUCGGAUGUUUCUAUUCGAUAUUUUUCUUCGUCUUAGGUGUCAUUUUUUCGGCUUUCGUCAUUGUUUAUAUUCUACUACUUGAUAAGAAAACGCCUAGAAGACUUGGUAAUGAAAGUGCACUAGCAUUCGAUAAUGGGAUCAAUCCAGGACUCGGUUUUCGACCACAGUAUUAUAUGGAUCGUUCGCUAAUUCAAUGGCGUACUUCUCGUAAGACCGGACACCAAUCAUUCAUUCAGAUGGUUGACAAUGUUCACCAAUGGGUUCUUGGUUAUGGGCUUAAAGAUCAGUAUCAUCAGCAGAUGAUCGAUUGCGCUGGUUUACCACGCGAUGUGCUGAUAAAUUACUUUCGUCAAGGUCUUUCCUGUAUAUUUUUCUUUACUGAUGUUAAGCCUGGUCCGAAUCCAUGUUCAAAGCCGAAAAAUUAUGGUUAUAACAAAGGUCGACCGUGCGUAGUUAUCAAAUUGAACCGUGUCUUUGGAUGGGUGCCAGAACCUUAUCAAUCAAAAGACGAAGUUCCAUUGGAAAUUCGCGAUCUCUGGCAACCGGUUAUGAAAGAUUACGUUUUAAUCAAAUGCUUCGGACAAUAUCCAACUGAUCAAGAUUUAAUUCAUCAAAUCGAUCAUAUUUCCAUCUUAGGUAAUAAAGCCAUUGGUGGCAUUCCAUUAUAUUACUAUCCGUUCUUAAAUCAACCUGGUUAUCGGCAGCCUUACAUAUGGGCACAAUUUAUUAAAGUGGAGUCGAACGUUCUGUUGAAUAUUAUCUGUCGAGCGUACGCAAGAAAUAUUCGUCAGAGCACCAGUAUUGAAGAUAUGACGGGCGCCGUACAUUUCGAAUUGUGGUUUCAAUAA
Molecule: messenger RNA, 1080 nt
Organism: Adineta ricciae
Lineage: Eukaryota; Metazoa; Rotifera; Eurotatoria; Adinetida; Adinetidae
Source: the annotation of a GenBank genome assembly